AUGAUGGGUUCCAUGGGAGUCGUGGGUGAAGAGGUUCAGCCAAGAAGUUACUGGAGAUGGAGCAAACAAGAUUUCCUACCAGAAGAAUCCUUUCAAAGUUGGAGCACGUAUCGGACCGCCCUGUCACAAACAGGCUACAGGUUCAAGAACCGUCUCAUAAGCAGAUCAGAUGAUAACAAUGAGAUUGGGGAACUUCCAAAGCGAAGUGAAAAUGAUAUGAAGCGUUGCCUCACAUGGUGGGAUCUCAUCUGGUUUGGAUUUGGUUCAGUAAUUGGUGCAGGCAUCUUUGUGCUUACUGGGCAAGAAACUCAUGACCAUGCUGGACCAGCUAUUGUCUUGUCCUAUGUUGCUUCCGGUGUCUCGGCAAUGCUCUCUGUCUUCUGCUACACAGAAUUUUCAGUGGAAGUCCCUGUGGCAGGUGGAGCUUUUGCUUACCUGCGGAUAGAAUUAGGAGACUUUAUAGCAUUCAUAACAGCAGGAAACAUACUUCUUGAGGGCUUUGUCGGAAGUGCAGCAGUUGCUAGAUCAUGGACUUCUUACUUCACAUCACUCUUGAAUCGUCCCUCCAACUCAUUACGCAUCCAUACAAAUCUGACGGAGGGGUACAAUCUACUUGACCCGAUAGCUGUUGCUGUUCUGACAAUAGCUGCAACAAUUGCAAUGAUCAGCACAAGGAAGACCUCUUACUUAAACUGGAUAGCAUCUAUAGUCAAUAAUGUUGUAAUUCUGUUUGUGAUAAUUGCAGCAUUUAUCCAUGCCAACCCAUCAAAUAUGAAACCCUUUUUUCCGUUUGGGGCUAAAGGAGUCUUUCAAGCAGCUGCAAUUGUUUACUUUGCUUAUGGAGGAUUUGACAAUAUCGCCACCAUGGCUGAAGAAACCAAAAAUCCAUCCAGAGACAUACCGAUAGGAUUAAUUGGAUCAAUGUCAAUCAUCACUGUCGUAUAUUGUUUAAUGGCAGUUGCAUUGCCUAUGAUGCAGAAAUACACAGAUAUAGACACAAAUGCAGCCUACUCAGUAGCAUUUCAAAGUGUGGGCAUGACAUGGGCCAAGUACCUGGUAGCCCUAGGUGCCCUGAAGGGAAUGACCACUGUUCUUCUGGUUGGGACACUUGGACAGGCACGGUAUAUCACUCAUAUUGCCCGAGCCCACAUGAUUCCACCAUGGUUUGCUCUUGUCCAUCCAAAGACAGGAACCCCCAUAAAUGCUACACUCUUGAUUGUCAUUCCAAGCGGUUGUAUUGCUUUGUUUUCGAGCUUGAAUGUCUUGGCAGGUCUGUUAUCAGUGAGCACACUCUUUAUCUUCAUGAUGAUGGCUGUUGCACUUCUAGUGAGGAGAUACUACGUGAGAGAAAUCACCCCACAACAACAUCUUUUGAAGCUGGUCAUUUUCUUGCUGAUCAUCAUUGCUUCUUCCAUAGGGACUUCGGCUUACUGGGGACUAAAUCCCAAUGGUUGGGUUGGUUAUGUCGUGACAGUUCCUCUUUGGUUCUUUGGGACUUUGGCAAUGGCAGUAUUUUUACCCCAACAGAGGUCACCAAAAGUUUGGGGGGUUCCACUGGUUCCUUGGUUGCCAUCCUUGUCAAUUGCAACAAACAUUUUUCUUAUGGGAUCUCUGGGUCAUAAAGCUUUUGAAAGAUUUGGAAUCUGCACCGUAGUAAUGCUUAUUUACUAUGUCUUCUUUGGUCUGCAUGCAACUUAUGAUAUGGCCCAUAAGCAAGACCAGCCAGAAUCCCUGAAAGUCGAUGACAGCAACAUCAGAGAUAAGGCAGAGCCUAGAAAUCACAGUACUGUCUGA
Molecule: messenger RNA, 1794 nt
Organism: Prunus armeniaca (apricot)
Lineage: Eukaryota; Viridiplantae; Streptophyta; Magnoliopsida; Rosales; Rosaceae
Source: the annotation of a GenBank genome assembly